Hipposideros armiger (great roundleaf bat) is the source of this 1602-nucleotide messenger RNA. It is a transcript of the gene CIMIP4, whose product is annotated as ciliary microtubule inner protein 4. The record is from RefSeq and is a predicted model, not a curated record. The transcript is spliced from 6 exons. Bases 594 to 1475 code for a protein of 293 amino acids. Lineage: Eukaryota; Metazoa; Chordata; Mammalia; Chiroptera; Hipposideridae.
UCGUGAACCACAGUUUGCUGACCCCUGGCGGCUCUUCCGUCUCAAAAGUUUGCCGACCCCUGUUCUAGACAUUCACAAAAAUGACUUUGUUCAGUCCUCACUCUCACCAUUGGAGGUGGGUUAUAUCUGUUUCACAUAGGAGGAAAGUUAGCUAAAGAACUUGGCCAAAGUCGCUCUUCCGAUAAGUGGCAGGCCCAGACUCUGAAGACCCCAAAUGUAAUCACAAUGCUCUCUGCCUCCUGGGGAGACCCUGAAAAGCGGGGCAUGCAGGAGGCAUUCCCUAUACCCCACCCCUGCUGAGCAACAGCCAAACAAGACAGCUGCUGCAGGCACCAACUGCAGAAGUCACUGAACUUUAUUGGAUCUCCUGUAGCCCUUAAGAGGAUUCAAGAGGAGGAGAGUAGACCUUCAGUGUCCCGCCUCUGCUUUAAUUUUACUCCUUGGUCAACUGAUCCCUUCGCGUCCAGCUCAGAGAGCUCCAGAGCUGCCUGUGAGUGAAGAGCGCCGGGACUGCAACUGGGCCUCUUUUUCCUCCCUUCUUGACCAACAUCUUUCGGGACCUUCUCUCCAGGACUAAGCUUGAGCAAGAGUCCAUGGAGCUGGGCCACCGAGCAGGUGAAACCACUUUGACCAGGGCCCAUCUGAACAAUAAGGAAGGCCAGCAGGACACGGACCCCAGGAGAGCUGCCCACAGUCCCUUGGAUACCUCCAAGUUCAAGUGCCAAGCUCCAGUCUCUCCGCAGCCGUCCCUGCACCAGGGAGGCAGCCCCCUGGGGCAUGCUCACCUGGAGGGGGUCCGGUGUCCACCCCCCACAGCUGUCAGCAGGGACUCCCUUGGGAUGGACCCACGGCCUGGGUCCCUGAAGAACGGGGGCUAUAGACCCCCCUCAAUGGAGAGCAGGGCUCCCUUCCGAGAGGGGGCUCCGCCAUGCCAGGGACUGAAGGAAAGCCCCAAUUCGGGGGCCCAGGGCCAGAGGAGCAGUGUCAUUCCUGACAACAUUCGCCACAAGUUUGGGAGCAACGUGGUGGACCAGCUGGUCUCUGAGGAGCAGGCUCGAAAGGCCAUUGGUGAAGCCUUUGAGGGUCAGAAGAGGGCAAGCUCGCGGCCCAGCAGGACCCAGAGUUCUGUGGAAAUCGCCUCCAUCUUCUCUGACUACUACGAUUUGGGCUACAACAUGCGGUCAAACUUGUUUCAAGGGGCCACCACAGAGAUGAAGAGUCUCAUGAAGGCCUCUUACACCCCAGAGGUGAUUGAGAAGUCGGUGAGGGACAUGGAGCACUGGCAUGGCAGGAAGACGGACGAUCUGGGUACGUGGGGAGCUGGGAGUAUGGGAGGGAGGCGCUCCCCUAAUUGGGCAGGGUGUGUUGGCUUCAAGGUCCAGACAGAAGCCAGCGUAGCUGAGAGAGCCCUGGCGUGGGCCCGGAAGAGAGGUAUGCGUCACCACCGGGGCCUGGGCACUCUGGAGGUCCCCUAGGUGAUGUGUUCUUGCUCCUGCCCUGAUCUCUGCAGGACGGUGGCACCAGAAAAACGCCAUGAACAUGAACUUGCAGAAAGCACUGGAUGAGAAAUAUGGGGAAAAGAGCAAAAGCAACAGCUCGAAG